CCUUACACAACACAAACCCACGACACUCCUCUCUCUCUCUCUCUCUCUCUGACUUCCCUACUGCAUGGCGAUCAGGGCUCGAUUUCAAAAUUAGGGCACGCAAUCUCUCUCGAUCGAUGCGAUUUUCACGCGAUUAAGAUGUAAUCUUACACUGAUUUUCGAUCUUCUUAAACCAAUUUGCAAACCAUCUGAGUUUUUACACUUUCGAUUUGGGGAUUUUAGAUUUCUAGGGUUUCUUGUUGUUCCUUUUGUUUUCUUUUAGUCAUGAAGGGUGGUGGUCAGUCUGACAAGACCAAAGUGGUGGUCCGCCACUUGCCGCCGGGGAUUUCUCAGCCGAUGUUUGUCGAGCAAAUCGAUGUUGCUUUCUCUGGCCGCUACAAUUGGCUCUCCUAUCGUCCUGGCAACAACAGCCAGAAGCAUCAAUCAUAUUCUAGAGCCUAUAUUGAUUUCAAGAGGCCUGAGGAUGUUAUUGACUUUGCUGAGUUCUUUAAUGGCCACGUAUUUGUUAAUGAGAAAGGCACUCAGUUUAAAGCUAUUGUUGAGUAUUCUCCUUCACAGCGCGUCCCAAAACAGUGGUCUAAGAAGGAUGGUCGGGAAGGCACCAUAUCAAAAGAUCCUGAGUAUUUGGAGUUCCUUGAAUUAAUUGCAAAGCCUGUCGAGAAUCUUCCCAGUGCUGAAAUACAACUGGAGAGAAGAGAAGCAGAAAGAGCUGGUGCUGCAAAAGAUGCUCCCAUUGUCACACCUUUAAUGGACUUUGUUCGACAGAAAAGAGUUGCUAAGAAUGGACCUCGGAGGAUAUUGUCCAAUGGGAAACUGAGCAGAAGGGCUGGUGGCAGUGGAAGUCCUAGUUCAUCCUCAUUGAAACGAGGUUCUGAGAAGAAGAGAAUUUCAACAACAAUGUAUGUUUUAAGGGACACUGCAAAAAGCACAAGUGGAAAAGACAAAUCAACUUAUGUGCACGUUCCCAAGCGAGAUGAUCAGCAACUUUCUAAUGCUGUAACUUUGGGUUCUGGGUCUGGGACUGCAGUAUUAGAAGAUGAAAGCGUAGUUUCUGGAAUUACUGAUUCUGGGAAGAAGAAAAUCCUGCUUCUGAAAGGGAAGGAGAAGGAAAUCUCACUGGUUACUGGCACCAUGUCUCCGCAACAGAGCAUAUCAUCUCCAGAUAGAAAUAUGAUUAGUUCGACUGCUCUAAAGAGCCAGCGGCGUGAAACAAGUGGAAGGAUGAUCAGAAGCAUACUGUUAAACAAGGAUUCACGUCAUAUUCGAUCCUCUGGAGUCCAUUCUGAGCCACAGAUGCAAACCUCGAAUCUAGAGAAGGACAAACGUCCUCCUCGGCCUCCACAUGCACAGUUGGGUUUGAAGGAUGCAAAUGGAACACCAGAUGACAAGGUUGUUGGGAAUGAUUUACAUGGUUUUCCAAAUGAGAAGCAGGAAAAGCGCACCAGAAAUAAGGAUAGACCUGAUCGUGGAGUGUGGACUCCUCUCCGCAGAUCAGAUGGAUCCUAUGCAAGUGAUGAAUCCUUGUCAUCAUCUGCAAGUCAAUCCACACAGUCGGUGUUUGAUUCUUCACAAGGAAACCAUGGUGAUGUAAAAGUUGACACCUUGAAUUUAAGGAGUGGAGAAGUAAAAGUUCUUGGAAGUGGGCGCAGUAAUCAUUCUUCUUUAGAUAAUGGUUCACAUAAACAUUUUGGUCGUCGGGGACCAUCACAUAUUGUAAGGGAUGCUGAUGGCUCCACUGUUGAGGCAAAAACUCCUAAAAGAGGUGGUGCUUCUAGUUAUGGGUCCCAUGAGAAGCAAGUCUGGGUUCAAAAGUCUACUUCUGGUUCUUAGUGUUUUGAUAUGUACUUCUGCAGUGGAAUGUGUAGUCUCUGUGAAAUUUUGGAGCAUGCAGUUGCUGUAUGCUGGCGGCUGUCCCUUUUUGUUAAACAGAUGAUCAGGCUUGAAGUAUCGGCAGUGGAGAAGGUUUUUCUUUGGGAAACCUAGAAGAAAAUUCAAAGUUGACAUCAAUGAUGCAGGUAUUGAUGUAAUUAAUACUUGGGUUUGGUGAAAUCCCGAUCUUAGUCAAAGACAGCUCGGAAUAGGAGAAAAGGAAGGAGAAAAAGAUAUCAUUGUUAUAAUCGUACAUAAGACCACAGUUUUUGCCAGGGCAUCUAUCCCUUUACUGGGUUCUACUCAACGGAGCAGCCAUUUGUGUCCUCAUUCUUGCCAUUGACUGACUGGAUAUUGGGAUAUUCUCUACUUCUAUAGGUGGGUUCCCGUGGUUAAACUGUGUAUAUAUCACAGCAAAGUGUUGCUACCUUGAUUCCUUUAGUUGUUAUAUGUAUGUCUCGUUAAGCAGUCUGCCACACGCGGUUUUGUGAGUUAGGGCUACCUAUACUGGGUUCUUGUCGAAGUGAAGAAGGUGUGGGUCUUUUGCAAAGCUUGUUAUUGUUGUGAAUGGCUUUGACUGAUGAUAGGAUUUUAAAAGCGUGGAUGAAUAUUGUAAUUGGUAGGAACUAAUCGGUCUGUGUUGUAUGGCUGAAAUGGGAAAUUGCCUUGUUACAACA
Populus nigra (black poplar) is the source of this 2546-nucleotide messenger RNA. RefSeq names its product regulator of nonsense transcripts UPF3-like. The transcript is spliced from 13 exons. NCBI's taxonomy places the organism in Eukaryota, Viridiplantae, Streptophyta, Magnoliopsida, Malpighiales, Salicaceae. Gene Ontology annotation, biological process: positive regulation of translation; nuclear-transcribed mRNA catabolic process, nonsense-mediated decay. Bases 265 to 1830 code for a protein of 521 amino acids. The record is from RefSeq and is a predicted model, not a curated record. Gene Ontology annotation, cellular component: cytoplasm; nucleolus. Gene Ontology annotation, molecular function: mRNA binding.